AAGCGUACCAAUCGGUCUGGCCGCGUCAUCUCCCCUCCUCUCCCCUACUGCCCAAAAAUGCUACUUGCACAAUCAUUGUGUUAGUUGUGUGCGUAAUUCUGAUCGUUCAGAUUUAUUUGGACCGUCUAGAUUUUAGAUGGUUGUGUUUUACACAGCCGUUGUAUGCCUACUUUUGCCUGCUACCCCACCAGAGAAAACCAUCUAAUUACACUUUCCACCUUCGAUCGUCUCCGCUUCUGUCGAAAAACGCUACCGACGACCGGAAAAUCAAAUACGGAAGAGCUAUAGCAUAACAGCGAUAAUGGAGAAAAUCGGCAAGAGAUUUCAGGGGAAGGUGGCGAUUGUUACGGCUUCGACUCAGGGCAUCGGCUUCAGCAUCGCCGAGCGGCUUGGCUCGGAAGGCGCCUCCGUUGUCGUCUCCUCCCGCCGACAGAAUAAUGUAGAUGAGGCAGUGGAGAAGCUUAGAGCAAGAGGAAUUGAAGUUUUGGGAGUGGUUUGUCACGUGUCAAAUGCUCAACAAAGGAAGAAUCUCAUAGAAACAACAGUUCAGAAAUAUGGAAAAAUAGACGUGAUUGUCUCAAAUGCUGCUGUCAAUCCGUCUGUUGAUACCAUAUUGGAAACUAAAGAAGCUGUUCUCGACAAGCUAUGGGAAAUUAACGUUAAAGCUGCUAUACUUCUUCUACAGGAUGCAACUCCUCACUUGCAGAAGGGUUCAUCGGUGAUUUUUAUUUCCUCUAUUACUGCCUACCAACCCCCUGCUUCCUUGGCCAUGUAUGGUGUGACUAAAACUGCUCUUCUUGGUCUAACCAAGGCCCUUGCGGCUGAAAUGGCUCCUGAUACGCGCGUAAACUGCGUUGCUCCCGGUUUUGUCCCCACUCGCUUUGCUGAUUUCCUCACGAGUAAUGAUGAGAUUAGGAAGGGCAUUGAAGAGAAGACACUACUGAACAGGCUUGGAACAACCGAAGACAUGGCUGCUGCUACUGCAUUUCUUGCUUCAGAUGAUGCUUCUUACAUAACUGGAGAAACCUUGGUUGUUGGCGGCGGAGCUCCUUCUAGACUUUAGUUUCUGUUUUUUACUUUGCCCCAGUUUUUAUAUUGUGCUGUAUUUUUUAAUUUUCCUCUUAUGAACUCAUGGUGAUGUUGAGUGCUCUUUACAUGUAUGUGAAGCCUUAAAACCGGCAUCGGUAAACUCAGCCAUAAAACAGGCAUCGAUCAAUUCGCCAAGUUAGUUCUUACA
Rhododendron vialii is the source of this 1237-nucleotide messenger RNA. RefSeq names its product tropinone reductase-like 3. Gene Ontology annotation, molecular function: oxidoreductase activity. The transcript is spliced from 6 exons. NCBI's taxonomy places the organism in Eukaryota, Viridiplantae, Streptophyta, Magnoliopsida, Ericales, Ericaceae. Bases 302 to 1063 code for a protein of 253 amino acids. The record is from RefSeq and is a predicted model, not a curated record.